CCUUCCCUCAAGCACCGCGAGUCUUGUCAUUGAUUGAACAACUUACCAUUGACCACUCUGCCUUGCACGAUGGCAACUAAAUAUGCCUUUUCUCAGAGCCUCAAAGAGCUUCGCUUCCAUCUGUGCCAGAAGUCGGAUCACAGCGCCGCUACUAGACAAUUCCUGCUAAGAUCGUAUCCGACAAUGAAGAAGCACAACCCCCACACUCCUAUCUUGAUACGAGAGGCGUUCGACGUUCAGCCAAAGGUGUGGGCACGAUAUGAGUAUGGAAAGGAAAAAAUGGUUCCUUUGAGUAACCUUGACGAAAAGGCUAUCGAGAGUAAAGUGAAGGAGUUAGUCUCAGCAAGCUCGUAAUUUGUCACGCAGUGGAACGAACAUGCAUAAAGCAAAAGAGGAGGCCUUCAUACCCGUAUUGUACAUAUCUAUCGCGAGGAUUGACGGGUUAUCAGAGCUUGAUGUGGAGACAUGCUAUGAGAUGUGUACGAUACGCCUUCGGGAGAAAACAGUCAAAUAUCGCACGUCUUUUCAGCGCAUGUGAAUAGACUUUUCUUCUAUAACGCUAUAACGUACGUGAAUAUUCCCUUUAGUAUUUUGCCAUUUCACGACAAAUCACGUUCUCUUGCAAAGCUCCUUGUCUAUUGUUUGCCCCCCUUAUUUGCUUUGUGUCCUUCUGUUACCGGCCAAUCUCACGUCUGAGUCUCCCCUCUGCAGUACUUUCGCGAGCUCUUGGCCAAGAAUCCACCGCGUCCUCUACCUCCUCCAAAAAACUUUCGCUGUUGUGUAUAGUGGUCCCACCGAGAACGACCCUCACACCCGGUGAGCUCGCAUUAAUUUGGGCUACCACCCUGGCCUCCUCGUAGGUAGCACCGCCUACGAUGAAAACAAUUAUAUCCUGUGGUUUGUCGCGCGUUUGCCCUCCGCCUUCCAAGAAUGGGAACAUGCUAUCUUUGAGCCUUCGGUUGAUCAAGUCCUGUAGGAUAGCCUCCAGACGUGGGGAAUGCUGUGUAUAUACGUUCUCAACGCCCUUGAGUCCUCGGGACAGCCGGUCACGCGCUCCAGAGAAAAAUGAUCCAGACUGAAAUAGGUCUGGUAGGCCGCCUGGGCCCCCUGCUUGAGGAACAGCCUGCAGAGAAUUGUGGUAAUCAAGGAGCUUCGUGACUAUGUCAAUGCGAUUUUUGGGAAGGGUUGUGGUUGCGGCAAGGAGCUCCAUUAGGGCUGGUGUAUUGUUAUUAGUUGAUUUUGAAUAGCGCAAAGCGUAUAUGGCGAUAAGCCGCAAUUUGUUCGUCGCUGAGACAUUUGGAU
Messenger RNA from Verruconis gallopava, 1302 nucleotides. RefSeq lists its product as uncharacterized. The record is from RefSeq and is a predicted model, not a curated record. The coding region runs from base 70 to 354 and encodes 94 amino acids. Lineage: Eukaryota; Fungi; Ascomycota; Dothideomycetes; Venturiales; Sympoventuriaceae. The transcript is spliced from 4 exons.